Doryrhamphus excisus (bluestripe pipefish) is the source of this 2694-nucleotide messenger RNA. The record is from RefSeq and is a predicted model, not a curated record. NCBI's taxonomy places the organism in Eukaryota, Metazoa, Chordata, Actinopteri, Syngnathiformes, Syngnathidae.
CAUGAAUUAUGUUUCUGUUUCAAUCAGUCGUGCUGCUCUUGGAUAUGGCUUAAAUAUAUUUCAUAUAUCUCCAAAGGAGAAAAAAAAACGGAAUAUACCAUUACUAUUGCUCAGAAAGGUCAGCCAUGUCUCAUACGGGACAAGGAAUGGAUUUUUGGACGUGUGUCUUUGUGUUUUGUGCGGCGUGGCCGGCUGCUUUGUCCGUGACACGCUACUCCAUUGCGGAGGAGAUGGAGAGGGGCUCAGUGGUCGCCAACCUGGCUGCGGAUUUAGGACUGGAGCUUGGAGGUUUGGCGCAAAGAGAGGUAAAACUUGAUAUUUUCCACAACAAAAAAUACUUGGACGUUAAUAAAAAAACAGGGGAGCUGUUCAUUGUGGAGAAAAUGGACAGAGAAUAUCUCUGCCCCACCAAAACAGCCUCUUGUCUCCUCAAGCUUGACGUCGUCAUAGAAAGCCCUUUACGCAUUUUUAACAUCGAGCUUGGAAUAACAGACAUAAAUGACAACGCACCGCAUUUUAGAAGAGAUAGAGUAGAAUUGGACGUGUCGGAAUCGGCGACCCCCGGGGAGAGAUUCUCCCUCCCUAAUGCGGUGGAUCCAGAUGUUGGCGUUAACACAAUUAAAACAUACAAACUCAGUCCCAGCCAGCAUUUUACCAUUGAAAUCCAAACCGGCACAGAUGGGACUCAGUAUGUGGAUUUAGUUCUGACCACGUCUUUGGACCGUGAGGAGACUGCGGUGCAUAAAUUAAUACUCACAGCGGUUGAUGGUGGGAAUCCGGUACGUUCCGGAACUGCUAAUAUUAUUGUAAGAGUCCAAGACACCAACGAUAACCCGCCUCGGUUUAAGAAGCAGAUUUACACAGUAAAUAUGACGGAGAAUUCUCCAAUCGGAACCACAGUGAUGAAGCUCAACGCUGAAGAUCUGGAUGAAGGUCCGAAUUCAGAGCUGGUGUACUCUUUUACGCUUUACACGUCGGAAAAAACACAAGAUGUUUUUGCGUUAAAUCCCAGCACAGGUGAGAUAACAGUAAAAGGGACGAUCGACUAUGAAGAUAUGAAGUUCUAUGAGAUGCACGUGGAAGCAAGAGAUAAAGGCGACUAUCCUCUCCUGGGUCAGUGCAAGGUGGUCGUCCAUGUUACUGAUAUGAAUGACAAUUACCCAGAAAUCACUAUUCAGUCUGUUAAAAACACGGUGAACGAGGACGUCCCAGUUGGAACUGUGAUCGCACUGGUCGCCAUAAGCGACCGAGACACCGGCGACAACGGAAAAGUCCAUUUAUACGUUCAGGACUCAAUUCCUUUUAUUCUAAAUAAAUCAUCAGAAGGAGAAAUGCAUUACGAGCUCCUUGUGUCCGAGCCUUUAGAUCGGGAAUCGGUACCAGAUUACGAUAUCACGCUCAUCGUGAGAGAUUCAGGUACACCGUCUUUAUCAGAUAACGAAACAAUUACCGUACAUCUGCUGGAUGUGAAUGACAACGUUCCACACUUCCCUCAGUCCUUUUAUACCAUACGUGUGAUGGAGAAUAAUGCUCCUGGCGCCUUGCUCAGUUCGCUCAGCGCGUUUGACCCCGACCUCCACGAGAACCAGUACCUGGUUUACUUCAUCCUGGAGAAGGAGAUAGCCAACACCUCCAUGUCCAUGCUGUUCUCCAUUAACCCGGAGAACGGGAACCUGUACGCGCUGAAGACUUUUGACUAUGAGAUGGAGAAGGACUUUCUUUUCCACAUCGAGGCCAGAGACUCCGGUUCUCCUCCGCUCAGCAGCAACGUGAGCGUCCACAUCAUCAUUGUAGACCAGAACGACAACGCUCCGGUUAUCGUAUCUCCCUGGCGAGCGCACGGCUCAGUCGUAGAAGAGAAGAUCCCCAGAUCCACGGAUAAAGGUUCUCUGGUAGCCAAGGUGAUAGCCUUGGAUGUGGACUCGGUGCACAACUCUCGCAUCACCUACCAGUUCCUGCAGGUGGCCGACGCCACCUUGUUCAGUCUGGACCAGUACAACGGAGAGAUCCGCACCAUGAGGAUGUUCAGUUACAAAGAUCCACGCCAUCAGAGACUGGUUGUUGUUGCCAAGGACAACGGGGAGCCCGCUCUAUCUGCUACGGUCACCAUCAAGCUGUCUACAGUGGAGACUGCUGUGAAGGCCUACUCAGACAUGACUGAGGUGCCUCUGGAAUACGACAUCUUCUCAGACCUCAACCUGUAUUUGGUCAUCGGUCUGGGUUCCGUAUCCUUCCUGCUGCUCAUCACCAUCUUGGUCACCAUCGUUUUGAAGUGUCAGAAGGCCAAGCCCAGCAUGGCGGCCCCCCCGUCCAGGAACAGUGUCAUCAGCGAGAGGAACUCCACCAUGGCAGAUUCCACUCUGGUGUCCAACGAUGCCUACUGGUACAGUCUGUUUCUAGCAGAGACCAGGAAAGGAAAGCUGGUGGUCAGACAGCCUCUGCCAAAGGGCUCCAGAUACAUCGUGUCCAGUAUUCCCAGGAGCACAGGCAUGUCUGAGACCAGCGGUUCUGCUACUUCUACCUUACAGGUAAGCAAAUUCAAUGGUUGUUUAUGGUUAUUUAACCUUGUUAGGUAGCAUUUUUGUGGUUUCUCUUUUUAAUAUUGACACAUAUCCUCCACAAUAAAAGGUGCAAAAAGAAAACUCAGUACAAAUAUUUCCAAAUUUUAACUUCGGGUUGUAAAUAUCUACUUUC